AUGCUCUCGCACGAACACCGCGCAUCGAUAUCCACCGGCCGCACCUCUCUGCACGAGUGGGUCAAGGAAACAAGCCAAGUGAUGCAGCAGUCGCAGCGGCCAAUCCAAGCGGACGAGGUCGCCCUCCAGAUGCGGAGGUCCAAGGGCUCCUAUCGCCUCUCGGACUUCAUCAUUCAACGCACCCUUGGAACGGGCAGUUUUGGACGAGUACACUUAGUGCGAAGCAAACACAACUUGCGCUUCUACGCGAUUAAGGUCCUGAGCAAGGAGAAGAUCGUGCGGAUGAAGCAGGAGUCGCACACGCGCAACGAACAGAUGAUCCUGCAGGCGGUGCAGCAUCCGUUCAUCAUCAACCUAUGGGGCGCGUUCCAAGACACUGCGAAUCUAUAUAUGGUCAUGGACUUUGUCCCUGGCGGCGAGCUGUUCACGUUGCUGCGAAGGUCGAAUCGCUUCCCAGACCCCGUAGCAAAGUUCUACGCGGCAGAGGUCGCACUCGCGCUCAACUAUCUCCACUCAAAGGACAUCAUUUACCGCGACCUGAAGCCCGAAAACAUUCUUUUGAAUUUCGACGGCCACAUCAAGAUCGCAGAUUUCGGCUUCGCGAAGCACUGCACGACGACCGUCUGGACGCUGUGCGGUACCCCAGACUACCUUGCACCCGAGAUUAUCGGCAACGUACGGUACAACAAAAGCGUGGACUGGUACGCACUCGGGGUGCUGAUCUUCGAGAUGCUCUCCGGGCUGCCACCGUUCCACGAGCCAGACAUCUCGCCCGUGGUGCUGUACGAGAAGAUCGCACAGGGCCCGGCGUGCAUCAAAUGGCCGGCGUUCAAUGCGAACGCCACGGAUCUGAUUCUGAAGUUCAUGGAGCGUGACCCGAGCAAGCGGUUUGGGAACCUCGCGCACGGCGCGGGGGACGUCUUCGCGCACCCGUGGUUUGCGGAGGUGGACUGGAAGAAGCUGUUGAACAGGGAGAUCACGGCGCCGUAUCUGCCGAAGAUCGCGAACGAUGGGGAUGCGAGCGCAUUCGAACGAUACCCAGAAGAAAACGCCGCUGCGCGGUAUGGCGAGAUCACCAGAGACCUGUAUGGGGAGCACUUCCCGGACUUUGAGUACACGAGCUCAUGA
Messenger RNA from Dichomitus squalens LYAD-421 SS1, 1128 nucleotides. RefSeq names its product kinase-like protein. Gene Ontology annotation, biological process: peptidyl-serine phosphorylation. The record is from RefSeq and is a predicted model, not a curated record. The coding region runs from base 1 to 1128 and encodes 375 amino acids. Lineage: Eukaryota; Fungi; Basidiomycota; Agaricomycetes; Polyporales; Polyporaceae. The transcript is spliced from 5 exons. Gene Ontology annotation, molecular function: ATP binding; cAMP-dependent protein kinase activity. Gene Ontology annotation, cellular component: nucleus; cAMP-dependent protein kinase complex.